GAGACCUAGAAGGUCAAUUAAUUUUGAACCAAUAAACAUGAUAAAAGUCGUAUUUUACAUGGUUUUCGUGGAGUAAUCGACGAUGAAGUGAAUGUUGUGACCAUAACAAAAUCAUUCCGUACGUUUCAACACCAUGUCUGAUGGUUACAGCCAGCCGUCGCCCCACAGGGUGGACUCGGGUGGGAGGGCAUCAUUCUUCCUAGGCGGCGAGCAGUUCAGUUCGGAAUAUCAAGGCUUUCCCAAAGCCAGUCAGAUGGCUGCUGAGACUGGCCUCCCAACGUUCUCAUGUGUGUCGGAGGUCGACAUCCCCGAUGUCGAUGAUGAUGACCGACGUAUGAUCUCCGUCGGAAUCUGUGCGAUGGGGAAGAAGUCGAAGUCGCAGCCGAUGCAGGAGAUCCUCGACCGUCUGGACCGCUUCGAAUACAUCAAGACAAUUAUAUUUGCGGAGGAGACGAUCAUGAAUGAACCAGUUGAAAACUGGCCGAUUUGCGACUGCCUCAUCUCAUUCUAUUCAAAAGGAUUUUGUUUGGAUAAAGCCAUCCAGUACGAAAAACUUCGCCGGCCGUUCAGUCUCAAUGAUCUUCCACUACAAUACGAUAUACAAGACAGGAGAGCCGUUUAUAAGAUUUUAAAGGAGAACGACAUUGAUCAUCCGCGGUUUGCCAUCCUUGACAGAGAAAGUGGUGAAAAGAAAGUUCGACUCGACCAUUGGUCAGAUCACCAAGUCAUUGAGGGCGACGACCAGAUCGAAGUCAACAGCAUCAUCUUCCAAAAACCAUUCGUUGAGAAACCGGUCUCCGCUGAAGACCACAAUGUAUUCAUAUAUUUCCCGACAAGCGCGGGCGGCGGGAGUCAGCGCCUGUUUCGAAAGAUUGGCAGCCGCAGUAGCGUGUAUUCUCCGGUUAGCCGCAUCCGGAAGGCCGGAUCGUAUAUUUAUGAGGAUUUCAUGCCAACGGAUGGCACGGAUGUCAAGGUGUACACGCUGGGCCCUGACUACGCCCACGCCGAGGCCAGAAAGUCCCCGGCACUGGAUGGGAAAGUCGAGCGUGACAAAAACGGAAAGGAAGUGAGAUACCCUGUUAUACUGAACGCUGCAGAGAAACUCAUGGCGAGGAAAGUCUGCUUGGCCUUCAAGCAAACUGUAUGUGGUUUCGACCUCCUACGAGCGAGCGGGAAGUCUUACGUCUGCGAUGUCAACGGAUUCAGCUUUGUGAAAAACUCGGCGAAAUAUUACGAUGACUCUGCCAAAAUCCUCGGGAACAUGAUAAUGCGUCGAUUGGCACCUCAGCUGUCAAUCCCGUGGUCCAUCGCGUUCCAGCCCGAGGAUAUCCCAAUCGUGCCAACGACGUACGGUACGAUGAUGGAACUGCGUUGCGUUAUUGCGGUCAUCCGACACGGGGAUCGAACGCCCAAACAGAAGAUGAAAAUGGAGGUGAAGCACAAAAAGUUUUUCGAUCUUUUCGAGAAAUACCAUGGUUACGAGACGGGUCAUCUGAAACUGAAACGUCCGAAACAGCUUCAAGAAGUCCUGGACAUUUCUCGGUUUUUGUUGGCUGAGUUCAACACGAACCACAACCCGGAGAUCGAGGAGAAGAAGUCUAAAUUAGAACAGCUGAAGUCCGUGUUGGAAAUGUACGGUCACUUCUCGGGUAUUAACAGGAAGGUUCAGCUGAAGUAUCAACCAAACGGUCGCCCAAAGAGGUCAUCAAGUGAAGAAGGCAUCGAAUUCUGGGAAAAGGUGGCACUUGAUGAUAACUAUAGUGGGACCGAUUCAUCGUCAGAUGCACCACGUGAGCCCUCAUUGGUGUUGAUUCUGAAGUGGGGCGGUGAGCUUACCCCAGCCGGUAAAGUCCAGGCUGAAGAACUUGGCAAGGCCUUCAGAUGCAUGUACCCUGGAGGGGAAGGUGAUUAUGGCCAAUGCCCUGGUUUAGGCCUUCUACGUCUACAUAGUACCUUCCGGCAUGAUUUGAAGAUUUACGCAUCCGACGAGGGAAGAGUCCAAAUGACUGCAGCAGCCUUUGCAAAGGGCCUACUCGACCUUGAGGGAGAGCUGACCCCGAUCCUCGUUCAGAUGGUCAAGGUCGGCAACCUGAACAAAAUGUUGGACUCGGCGACUACGGCGAGCGUCUCCGCGUGUCCGACCCCCUCGCCGGCAAACUCGGUCAAUUCAGACAAGGGCCUACUGGCUUUGGAGGGCGAGCUGACUCCGAUUCUCGUCCAGAUGGUCAAGAGCGCAAACACAAACGGUCUCCUUGACAAUGACAACCAAUGUCUUUCAAAAUAUCAGAAUAUUACUGUUACUAGCGAGGGCGGACUGAGGGCGAAGGAAAAACUACGAGAUGUGUUCCACCAAAAUCGCGAGUUCACUGAUGAAGACUACGAGAAGCUCGCCCCGACCGCUAGCUCAAGUCUGAUUAAUGCCAUGAAGUUCAUCCAGAAUCCGUUUAGAAUGUGCCAUCGAGUCUACGAGAUCAUAGGCAAGCUUACCAAGAGGAUAAAAGGAUUAAAACAGGACCCGGUCUCAAAAGAGAUGAAACUCUACCACGGCGAGACCUGGGAACUCAUGAUGCGCCGCUGGGGAAAGCUCGAGAAAGACUUCAAGCAAAAAAACGAUCGAUUCGACAUCAGUAAAAUCCCCGAUAUUUACGACUGUAUCAAGUACGACCUCCAACACAACCAGACGGUUUUACAGUUCGAACAGGCGAAUGAGUUGCAUACCUGUUCGAAGGCUUUGGCUGAUAUCAUAGUGCCCCAGGAGUAUGGAAUAACAAAGGAUGAGAAGAUUCAGAUCGCUCAGAGUAUCUGCACGCCCCUCCUCAAGAAGAUCAAAUGCGACUUGGAGAGAAACACUGAGGAAGAAAGCACAAGACUUGAUGCAAGAUAUUCUAAAGGUGUGUCGACGCCCCACCGCCACGUACGAACUCGUCUCUACUUCACUAGCGAGAGUCACAUCCACUCGCUGCUUACGCUGAUCAAACAUGGCGAACUCUGCGACGAGAGAUAUGACAAACAGUGGCAGCGCGCCAUGGACUACGUCGCCGCCAUCUCGGAGCUGAACUACAUGACGCAAAUCGUCAUUAUGAUGUAUGAGGACCCGACCAAGGAGCCAACUUCAGAAGAGAGAUUCCAUGUUGAGCUUCACUUCAGUCCUGGAGCACAGACAUGCGAGACGGACAUGAAUUACCCAAUAUUGUGUGGCUAUCGAUCACAACUCGUGAAAAAGAAAUCUGGCGAUUUGCCAGAGAAAGUACCUGAGGAGCAUCCUGAACGGCACGUGCGCAUCAUUUCUCCCUCCAUCACACCGGAGAGUACCUCGGACGAAGACGCCCACACCAAGCAGCGCGACGACGCGUCGCAGGGGAGUGAAACCUUAAGGGACAAGGAUCCAUCUUUGUCCAGUUCUAUGGAGACCUUAAAGUCGCCCAGUACGGAUAGUCUAUCUGUUACCGGCAUCGACUUGGAAAUAAUGGAGGGAAACGUAGACAGGUCUGAGACGGAGGAGAAAUUUGAAAGGGGUACUGCACCGAAAUUGGACAUGGAUGUUAUAAAUGAAGAUAGUGAUGAUUCAUCUCGUAAGAGAUCGCCGGUCGAGGAAGUCGCUGGUGUCUUUAUAAAACCCGCCAAAAUUGACCGACUGUCAGAGCCGAGGCGGGUCCACAGCAGCCCGAGUAAUCUCCUUGGGGAGUCUGAGAGGGGCCCAAGCAGGAGUGCGGGAAAUGAAAACAAGUCGAGGCCGGGGGACGCUGAUGGGAAAGUUGAGUUCUCUUCACCGAAAUAUCAGCGGAUGACUGAUUUGCCCGAGUCGAUGGAAUUCGAGGAGAUUGCGGAGUAUGAUGGUAGGAGACGCCACCACAGUGAUCCAGAGAAGAACAAAGAACAUGUAGACUCUGAAGACGGUGGCUCAUCACGGCGCAAGUCGUCCUCUCCCGUCACGAUACAACAGGUCAAGUCAAAAACGAGACACAAGUCUGAGGAAAACCUUUCCCUGUCAGAGACCGGCUCGCCUCGCUCUCAUAGUUUUGAGGAGAAGCACAGUUGUAGCUUCGAGGAAACAGGGUCCGAAACGGUUGCGGACCGACGAAAGAAAGCCGCUAAAACCAAACGUCGUGUUCAUAAACGAGCGAUGUCUGCAGGCCUACCGAAUGCGGCUUCUUACCCUAACAUAGCUCGAGUGAAUCACAAGCUUGCGUUGAGUUUCUAUGCAUCACAAAAGGGGUCGACUGACCCAGACGCAGCUUCCACCGACACUAACUCUGUUGCCCAAAAACACCCUGAUAUUACACGUGUCAACCAGCAACUGGCCCUUAACACCUCCCUGAACAACAGGAGAAACUCACUGGCCAGUGCACCGACAACUCUCGAUCUCCUGUACCUUCCCGGACAGAUGCACGUCAGACAUUCCUUUGCCACGCUGUUUGCCCAGACCCUCAGCGACGUCGGCAAAGGUGCCCGGGGUGGCUUGAUUAGCACUAAGGUGAUCAGCGGGUCCGCGUCUGCCCCCGACUUAAUGGAGGUCGAUCGCGUCAAGCUACGUGCCGGGCAGGGGUUAGAGACCCGAGUGCCCGCCAUACGUCCGCUAGAGACACUACACAACUCUCUGACGCUCAAACAGGUGGAAGCGUUCGUGGACAACCUCAUAGCAAAGACUCCUCCGACACCCCCUCUCCACAGUGGCCAUCAUAGUUCGACUAGUAGUACCCCGCGUUCCAAGACCAAGCCAUCGUCAACCAUUCCAGUGACAGCCUACAGCUAUUCUUCCUCGACCAGCUCCAGCGCUGGCCCAAGUUCACCAACGUCUGUUUCGACGCCUGAAGACAUUGCCAUCAAGCUCCGCCUACUGAUGGACAGUGCUGCUGGUCCUAUUGUGUCGUUGGACGACGUCAGUUUCUAUAGUCCGGCAUCUUCGGUCUCGUCAACACCAACAACACCGGCAUCGAGUCAGUCAUUAAGUUCAGCAAGUUCCAGUCAGAAUUUCUCGUUGAAUAAAUCAUAAUGUUGAAAUAAUUAGGGAAAAAUGUUGCAGCGCAAGGUGUUUUUAGAUAACGGUCCAUCCUGGUUUGUUUGUUUGUUGUUUUUGACCCCAGUGGAGUAAUAAAGUCUUGUACCUUUAUUCUAAGCCGCCCUGUGCUCAUGCAUGAUGCUACUCAAUGGUGCUAUUAAUGAAGAGUUUCAUUGCAAUUGACGCAAUAUUUUCUUUGAAGUGGAUUUGGAAAUUUGUAAAAGUUUUAGAUCAUUAAAAUGUUAUAUGCUGACCGGAUAGCUGCGAAAUUUGGAGGAUAAACUUGUCAUUAAAGAUUCGAAUAUUGGAUUUGUUGACAGUUGUUAUAAAUUCUCUAAUUUGUGCUAAAUCGCUCAUGUGCUCAGUAAAAGGGCAUACAAUUCUAUGUAAUUUGAUGUUCAGAACCAUGUGGGUGGCUGACCUAACUAUCAUAAACCCUUUUGCUGUGUUAGAUAUUUUUCUGAUGGCACUGACAGUAGAUUCCAAAACUUAACAACUUACUUUUAUCUCAAUGUUCAAAACUUUUCAAAAGUCCCGACAUCUAUACUGUUAGAAUCUAACUAACAUUCAUGUUAGUGCUGGUGAAUUAAAAUUUUAGUGGGGCACGUCACCCACAGCAAGAGGGUUAACUUUGUCCUCUGUUGCAUGUUGAUUUUAGUUUUAAUUGUGUUCUCUGGAAAUCGGCUUCCAAACUUGCUUAGAAUCAAAUGUAAGACCCUGGGAGAGGUCUGACUCUCAGCAAGUUGAGGAAUGGAUUCUUUGGGUGAUGGAAGCAUUCACUGUACAUUUUCUUGUGUGAUCAUUGUUAACGAUCUCGCUGAUUUGAUUAUGAAUAAACUGUAAUUUAUUUUGAUUAAA
Lineus longissimus is the source of this 5857-nucleotide messenger RNA. Its product is annotated as inositol hexakisphosphate and diphosphoinositol-pentakisphosphate kinase 2-like. The record is from RefSeq and is a predicted model, not a curated record. Gene Ontology annotation, molecular function: diphosphoinositol pentakisphosphate kinase activity; inositol hexakisphosphate kinase activity; 5-diphosphoinositol pentakisphosphate 1-kinase activity. Gene Ontology annotation, biological process: inositol phosphate biosynthetic process; inositol metabolic process. Bases 134 to 4993 code for a protein of 1619 amino acids. Lineage: Eukaryota; Metazoa; Nemertea; Pilidiophora; Heteronemertea; Lineidae. Gene Ontology annotation, cellular component: cytosol. The transcript is spliced from 32 exons.